This is a messenger RNA of Wyeomyia smithii (pitcher-plant mosquito), 1342 nucleotides long. RefSeq lists its product as uncharacterized. The transcript has 3 exons. Gene Ontology annotation, molecular function: protein binding. Bases 3 to 1295 code for a protein of 430 amino acids. The record is from RefSeq and is a predicted model, not a curated record. NCBI's taxonomy places the organism in Eukaryota, Metazoa, Arthropoda, Insecta, Diptera, Culicidae.
CCAUGAGCAACUACAGCCUGGUUCGACCCGGCCUGACGACAGCCAUUAUAGGGCACCUUCCAGCUAUUAAGCUGCGGCUACGUAGGAAAGUUCCCCAGCUAACCUUCCAGGACGUUCGCCGGGCCCGAAUUCCCUUCUAUGAAGCUCUGGCCAGUGAGCUGUACGAGGCUGGCUACACUAACGCAGCCUUCUUACUCCUUCAGCUGAUCGAAUAUGAACACGACCAUGUGCCAUCAACCUCCGAUCAAACGAUCGAAGAUAAGCGCUUGAAAAACUCGAAAAGCCUGCUUAAUUUCCUGUUCCAAUCGCUGCGGGAAACCGAAGGUUAUAAAAUCAAUCAGCAGUACGAUACCGAGGUUGAAAGUCUGCUAACGAUUGGCCAAUCGUUCGAGAACGAUAAACAUAAACACUGGAUUGCCCGGCAGUUCUUUCUAAUCAGUCUGGACCGUUGUGAAGCCUGCUGUUUGGGGGAAGAUCGAGUGGCAGCAUUGGCAAAUUAUUACUAUGGCAGAUUUCUUACCGCCAACGGCCAGCUGGAAGAGGCUCUCAAAGUGCUAGAAGCGGCGAAAAAGCUCUGUUCUACUCAAAGCUGGCCGCUAGAACAGAGUAAAAAUAUUAGAGGAUCACAGUUGUUGAUUAGCGUUAUUUUAGAACAGCUAUUUAUAGUAUAUUCGAAACUGAGCGAAAAAUACAGGAAGACAGAUUUGGAAAAGUUUGAACUUUACAUGCAGUUGAGUCAUGAGGUAGCCGUGGACUCAAAAUUGGAACAUGUUCUAUGUGACUCAUAUCUGAACUAUGGUGAUUUUUUACUAACCAAAGGAGAGCAUCGGGAAGCUUUGAACUGUUACAAAGAAUCGUCAAAAAGGGCGAGAAUUAUUUACUCGUUCGAUAAAGUGUGCAAAACGAAAAUCCGAAUGGCAGCCGCACAUCGAAGUUUAAACGAGCUGAAGGAGUGUGAGCAUUUAUUACAAUCAGCAGACAAGUUGACUGAACAUAACAGAAUGACGGAAUGUUAUGCUGAGCAAAAGCUUCUGACAGGCGAAAUCAAUUUCGGAAAUGGCCAUUUGGCGGAAGCAACGAAGGAUUUUCAAACAGCUCGAGCUGUUUACCAGAAUCUAGCAAAAGGUGACAAAAUGAUACUAGCCAGUAGUUUCGGAGCACUAGCAUCGGCGGGAAUCCAUUUCGGGAAGUUCGUAGGGUUGGUUCGACAGACGGAUUUUCAUGGACGUCUGUCCGACAACAAAACUCUCUUCAAGUUGCUACGAUGGAGCGUGGAUGGAAUUGCUCUCUGGUAAAUAAAAGAAGGAUCUCUCUGCUCUCUGUUUCAAUUUACUUUAGUUUU